AUGGAACCACACAGUAAAAUGAACAGUUUUCUAAAUUGGAUUUCUGUCUACACUCUCUUUAUAUUCCUUGUUCACACAAUUACUACCACUGUGGUUUUUCAACACGGAAGCGGAAGAAAACGGAAAAUGAAAACACCGGCGAACAAGCGGCCUUGGGUGGUAUUGUGUCUCGAUGAUCGCAUUACAGUGAAUACGCUGAAUUAUCCAAAAGGAAAACUAAAUGUUCUUUGUGCAUUUUCUGUUCAUUUAAAAUUUCAAGAAAAUUCCAAGAAAUUCUAUGUCUUGGAAGGAACACGUGUGUCAGAAAAUGUCGGAAAGUCUAGUGCCAAUUGA
Caenorhabditis briggsae is the source of this 333-nucleotide messenger RNA. The coding region runs from base 1 to 333 and encodes 110 amino acids. The transcript is spliced from 3 exons. Lineage: Eukaryota; Metazoa; Nematoda; Chromadorea; Rhabditida; Rhabditidae. The record is from RefSeq and is a predicted model, not a curated record.